Messenger RNA from Chionomys nivalis (European snow vole), 1086 nucleotides. RefSeq names its product trans-2,3-enoyl-CoA reductase like (gene Tecrl). The coding region runs from base 1 to 1086 and encodes 361 amino acids. Gene Ontology annotation, molecular function: oxidoreductase activity, acting on the CH-CH group of donors. Gene Ontology annotation, biological process: very long-chain fatty acid biosynthetic process. The transcript has 12 exons. The record is from RefSeq and is a predicted model, not a curated record. Lineage: Eukaryota; Metazoa; Chordata; Mammalia; Rodentia; Cricetidae.
AUGUUCAAAAGGCACAAGUCCCUGGAGCGCAAGAGGGAAUUUUUAUUCCAGGGACUUCCACAGUCCACAAUGAAGAAUAAUACAAGAAAUUUCCACUCUCUGUCACAACUUGUACUCUCAGCAGGCCCGCUAAAGACAACCCGAGCACUCAAACUUUCUAAAACAACUCACUUUGAGAUUGAAAUACUGGAUGCUCAUACAAGAAAACAGAUAUGUGUUGUGGAUAAGGUACCUCAAACAUCAACUAUUCAUGAUGUCAAACAAAAAUUUCACAAAGUGUGUCCAAAGUGGUACCCUUCCCGAGUUGGCCUGCAACUAGAAUAUGGUGGCCCUUUUUUGAAGGACUAUGUUACUAUUCAAAGUGUUGCAGCUUCUUCAAUUAUCACACUCUAUUUUACAGACUUAGGUCGACAAGUCAGUUGGACCACAGUCUUUUUGGCUGAAUACUCAGGACCUCUUCUAAUAUACAUUCUUUUCUAUUUGAGGAGCUCAUACAUAUAUGAUGUGAAAGAGAUCUCUCGACGGCCUCGACACCCUGUGGUACACUUGGCUUGCUUCUGCCAUUGUAUCCACUACAUCAGACACCUUCUGGAGACGUUAUUUGUCCAUAAAGUUUCUGCAGGACACAGUCCUAUAAAAAACUUGAUAAAGGGAUGUGCAUUUUAUUGGGGAUUUACUUCUUGGAUUGCUUAUUAUAUUAAUCACCCAAGAUAUACACCACCAUCAUUUGGAAACAGACAAAUAAUAGUAUCUGCUAUCAAUUUCCUGAUUUGUGAAGCUGGAAAUCAUUUUAUCAAUACAGUGUUGGCUCAUCCAAACCACACAGGGAGCAAUGCCUGUUUCCCAAGUCCAAAUUGUAACCCCUUUACAUGGCUGUUUUUCCUGGUUUCCUGUCCUAACUACACCUAUGAGAUUGGAUCCUGGAUUAGUUUCACAGUAAUGACACAAACACUUCCAGUGGGUAUUUUUACAGUUUUAAUGAGCAUCCAGAUGUCUUUGUGGGCCCGAAAGAAGCAUCAGAUAUAUCAGAAGAAAUUCAACUCAUGUGUGCAUAGGAAAUCAGCAAUAAUUCCAUUCAUAUUAUAA